Molecule: messenger RNA, 935 nt
Organism: Aspergillus caelatus
Lineage: Eukaryota; Fungi; Ascomycota; Eurotiomycetes; Eurotiales; Aspergillaceae
Exons: 2
Coding region: 378-611 (77 amino acids)
Source: RefSeq, a predicted model, not a curated record
GAAAAAAGAGAGACGGAGAAAUAUAAAGUGGAAAAAGGAUAAUUAAUUAAAAUGACGAGAGACGUGCAACGUAAUGAUAAAGCGAUUGCAACUCCAUCGAACGUGCUACUUGCUGGAGUACGAUGUGGGUAGGUUUUUAGUACGCCCACACUAGCGGGCCUAACCGCUGUAGUCUCCGGCGCUGCGCACUGCUUUCCCGAAGCUGAACCGUGGUUCUGGGAUCGCUGGCGUUGGCCCUGCAUGGAUUCCUGGUCUGCAUGCUUAGCGAUGGUCAUGGAUGUACGGCCGCAAAUCAGAAUCCGUGGUCAUGACCAACACAACAUCCUCGUGAAAAUCCGCUAAAACGGUCGAAGGAAGAGCAAUGCUCGACCGAGGCAAUGCUGAUUUGCCCGUUGGGUUCCUAUCUCGUCUUCCUCUCCGUUAGUGGGAUUUCCCUGAAAGUAACCAUUGAACUCAAUCCCAAGAGCGGAAAUCGGCAUCAUAGAGCUUUGAUGCCGCAAAGUAGUCUAUACCCCUCGUAUUCUCUGUCAGGUCAAUCAAAGACAACCUGUUCCCAUACUCCACAAUUGUUCAGGCCUCUGACGCCCCGACCCAUUGCUUGCAUACCUUGACUCUUAAGAGAGUCCUCCGUGCGACCUAAAGAUCGUUGGCCCACCCGCCAAGCGCCGUCGCUUGUCAGAUAUACUCUGCUAUUCUCAAUCGGGACCGUGACCCAUCGUGUGGGCGCCUUAGUGUCAUUUGUUUCAAGCUCUAGCACGACGGGCGACGCACAAAAGGAGCGGUGAGAAAGAGGCGCGGGCUGUCAUUGAGGGGGGAAAACAGUGAAGAUAAAAAAAAAAAAAUCCAUAGAGAAUAUAGUUCAAAGAAUUGGGCUAGAUUGUCAGCCAAAGCCGAUAUAUUGCCCAUUGCCCUGCUGAUCGCUGCGCUCACAAGCC